AUGGACGAAAAACACACCAACUCGGUUCACAUGGAGGAGGAAAGACCCCAUGAACACGCUAUGGCGGUUUCCAAGGCAGUUGCAAAUUAUGAGGAAGCACAGCAUGCACAAACCAAAGUUGCGGCUGUCAAGGAGAACUGGAAAGGGAUGUUAUGGUGUGCCUACAUGUUCUUCAUCUGUGUAAUGUUCGGCUAUGAUUCACUCGCCGGCAACAUCGUGAUCUCCAUCACACAAUUUCGAGAGGACUUUGGUUAUCCGUAUGACGGCGGUUAUGUCGUGAGUGCCGACUGGCAGCUCGCCUUCCAGGCUGCCACUUUAGGUGGUCUUGUUAUUGGAGGUUGGGUCACUGGGCUUGUUGUGAACCGCUGGGGACGUCAAGUCUGCGUCCUCGGAGGUUACAUGCUCACGAUUGGCGGUGUUUUUCUUCAAUACUUCUCCAGGAACACUGCCGAUUACUUUGGCGCCAAAUUACUUACGGGUAUCCCUCUGGGAUGCUUUGUUACUAUCGCACCAACCUAUGCUAGCGAGAUCAGUCCCUUGGUUAUCAGAGGUUCAAUCACAGCCGGAACCAAUUUUGCGAUUGUCCUUGGCCAGCUUCUCGGUUACGGUGUGACACGUCAAGCGAGUUUCCUCGAAGGCGCUAUGCAAUAUAAAGUCAUCUUCGCAGUACAAUGGGGAUUCGCUGGUGUCGGUCUAGCCAUUCUGCCAUUCUUUCCCGAAUCACCGUAUUGGUUAGUUGCCCACGGUAGAAUAGAGAAAGCAAGACACAAUAUCGUCCGUCUUCACAACGCAGAUUAUGAUGUCGACGGCCACCUCGCAGAAAUUUCAGAAGCUCUUGCCAAAGAUCGAUCCGAGAACGAGGAACAAGCUUCUUUCGCGGAUUGCUUCAAGAGAGACCAUUGGCAACGAACUCUAGCCUGUGUCAGCAUCAUAUUCAUCCAGAAUGCUUGUGGAAACUCGUGGGUCAUUGGAUAUAUGAGUUACUUCAUGCAGCUUGGGGGUCUAAGUACCGCGAAGGCUUUCGAUGCAAGUGUGGGUAUGUCCGGUGUAAUGGUCGUCGGCAAUCUCUGUGGUACCUGGCUGGUUGAGCAGUUUGGUCGAAGAGGGACAGCUCUUUAUGGAACGGCAACUCUUUGCGUCACACUUUUCCUCAUUGGUAUCUUGGCCUGUAUCAACAGCUCUGGCGCUAUCUGGGGUCAAGUUGCCUUCAUGGGCGUUUGGUCGUUUGUGUACCAAGCAUCAAUCGGCUCAGUUGCAUGGCCAAUCAUCUCAGAAAACCCAAGCUCUCGUCUCCGCGUGCAGUGUCAAGCUCUUGCCACAAUCAUGAACGGAUUGAGCGCUUGUAUUUGGGGCUUCGCUCUCCCUUAUGCAAUCAAUCCGGACCAAGGCAAUCUAGGAGGGAAGAUUGCGUUUGUGUUUGGUGCUGUCCUUGUUUUUGCCGUUGUAUACAUAUUCUUCCAGGUUCCCGAGACUAAGGGACGAACAUAUGUUGAGAUUGAUGAGUUGUACAACAAUGGCGUGUCGCCUAGGAAGUUUAAAGAAACUAAUUUGGUGUCAAUUGUACAGUAG
Glarea lozoyensis ATCC 20868 is the source of this 1569-nucleotide messenger RNA. Its product is annotated as MFS general substrate transporter. The transcript is spliced from 6 exons. Gene Ontology annotation, biological process: transmembrane transport; carbohydrate transport. Bases 1 to 1569 code for a protein of 522 amino acids. The record is from RefSeq and is a predicted model, not a curated record. Lineage: Eukaryota; Fungi; Ascomycota; Leotiomycetes; Helotiales; Helotiaceae. Gene Ontology annotation, cellular component: membrane. Gene Ontology annotation, molecular function: carbohydrate:proton symporter activity.